UGGCUGUUGUGAGAAGGGAAGAUGAGCAAAUCGCAUGAGCACAACCACACAUUUUCACCGCAAAUUCUGUAGACGGCGGUCGAACAUAGACACAAACUUCUCCAUCUCCUCGUCACUGCAGCAAAAGUGAUGUAAACAGUAAACCACUCGCCCCAUCUGGAAAUACCCGUGUUGCUCUUCCCAAAUACGCCACAAACUUUGAAACUCUGCAUUUCAUCUCAAAAAGGUACCAUGGCGGUUCUCAGCUCUGCAGAGGAACAUUUACCACAAGAGUGGCAUCUGAAGGGAUUUCGAAAGGGGAAAAUGGAUGGGCUUCCCAAGGUGGUCUGUGUCACCAAUGGCACUUCCUAUCUGGGCCUCUGGAUUGCCAUCAAUUUGCUGCGCCGAGGAUACAUGGUGCGCCUCACAGUAGACACUACAGAGGAGCUGGAAAAAUUGAUGGAGAUGGAGGAAUUUGCAAGAUAUAGGAACAGUGUGGUGGGAGUAGUGGGUAAUAUAACUGCUGAAGAUCCUGAUUCACUCUCAGAGAAGUUUGAUGGGUGUUAUGGAGUGUUUCAUACAUCUUCUUUUAUUGAUCCUCUCAGCGUCUCUGGAUUCACGGAGCAUAUGGUGAAUUUAGAAGUGCAAGGAGCAGAGAAGGUGGUGGAAGCCUGUUCUCUAGCAUCUUCAGUAAGAAGACUGGUAUUCACAUCUUCCCUGGCUGCCUGCAUCUGGCACAGUCGAGUAAUUGAAUCAGACAUUAGAGUGGAUGAGAAAUGCUGGAGUGAUCCAAGUCUUUGCAGGGAAAGAAAGUUAUGGUUCGCCCAGGCAAAAACAAUGGCAGAGAAAGCAGCCUGGAGAGUGGCAAGAGAAAGAGGAGGUCUAGUCAUGGUGUCCAUGUGCCCUGCCUUCCUCACUGGCCCUGCCUUUUCUUCUUCCAAUUCCACAUCUUCCAUAGCCUACUUCAAAGGUGCAAAAGAAAUGUUUGAGAAGAAAGUUUUGGCAACAGUGGAUGUGCAAAAAGCAGCAGAGGCCCAUGUCUGUGUAUACCAGGAGAUGGGUGAAGGAGGAGCAAGUGGAAGAUACAUUUGCUUUGAUAAACUCAUCAAGACUCCAACAGAUGCUCUGCAUUUGGAGGAGAAACUGAAAUUCAAUAUGGGUUUUUCUCAAGGAUUCGAAGAUAAUGAUUCUAUUGAAAAUGGCAGAUUUGUGAUAGGUACAGACAGGGUGGUGAAUGCAAAGCUUGGAAGAGUAAUGGCCAAAUGGUGUCUACAGUCAAAUUCAGCAUUGGGAAUCAUGUAAAGUCUUAGUUUGCGUCAUACUCUGUCAUUUUCGUAGCAUUAAUGUACUUUCUUUUUUCAAGUAUUGCGGAUGGUGUGCAUUCAUUCAAAUUGCGUUCAAUCAAACUAUAGGAAGAGUAAUGUAUACAUUGCAUUUAAUA
Molecule: messenger RNA, 1420 nt
Organism: Cryptomeria japonica (Japanese cedar)
Lineage: Eukaryota; Viridiplantae; Streptophyta; Pinopsida; Cupressales; Cupressaceae
Product: cinnamoyl-CoA reductase-like SNL6
Exons: 5
Coding region: 232-1281 (349 amino acids)
Biological process (GO): steroid biosynthetic process
Molecular function (GO): 3-beta-hydroxy-Delta5-steroid dehydrogenase (NAD+) activity
Source: RefSeq, a predicted model, not a curated record